AUCUCCAAUUUUUGUGGUGGCGUCGUUGUAAAAAACAAGCAUUUUCUCCAUUUAUUUACAACUGUCGAAUAAUAAUGUUAAGUCGCAAGCGCCGUGCUAGCUCAAUAUCGAGUCGGCAAGAUGAAGACCCGCUUCUAUUAGAUGACUCGACGCCGGAGCAGUCCCCGGUGCAACAAACCCAAUCGGCGCGCAAAAAGCGGCGCCUGGAUCCAACGGAGCUGUGUCAACAGCUGUACGACUCGAUCCGCAAUAUUAAGAAGGAGGAUGGCUCCAUGCUGUGCGACACGUUCAUUAGGGCGCCCAAGCGCCGCCAGGAGCCAUCCUACUAUGACGUGGUGGUGAAUCCCAUCGAUUUGCUGAAAGUGCAGCAGAAGCUGAAAACAGACUCCUAUGACGAUCUAUACGACAUGAUGACUGACUUGGAACUGCUAAUAAACAAUGCGAAAGCGUUCUAUAAGCCGGAAUCAAGCGAGUAUCAGGACGCAAUUGCCUUGUGGCAGCACAUACAGACGCACCGCCAGCGCAUUCUUGAAGCCAAUGGCUUUACGGAGGAGGAGCCACGUGCCAAGCGUGCGCCUCGCAAUCCACGACGGCUGACGAGCAGCACCGAGCCGGGAGGCGGCGAUCUUGACGACGAUUGCAAUCAGUAUGAGGAGCUCUUUGCAUCUGUGAUGACAGCCACCGAUCCCAUUGGCGACAGAGCCAUGCAUCCCAUAUUCCAACUGCUGCCCUCCAAGAAGGCAUAUCCCGACUACUACGAUGUCAUUGAGCAUCCCAUUGACUUGCGUCUCAUUGCCACCAAGAUACAAAUGAAUGCUUAUUCGACGCUGGUGGAGAUGGAGCGUGAUCUGCUGCAAAUGACCAAGAACGCUUGUCUGUUCAAUGAGCCCGGAUCACAGAUAUACAAGGAUGCCAAGGCUCUCAAGCGUAUAUUCACCCAGCGACGCAUUGAGCUGGAGACGGGCAAAGGGAAGCCAGCUCGACGUCUCAAGAACCUGUCCAGUGCGGCGAUAGCAGCGCUCAAAGAGGAAGUGGACAGCUCGGAUGAUGAGGAGACCAGCAAGAAAGGCGAGGGUCCCAUGUGGGCGCUUUUUGAUCAUUUAUAUAAUUCACCGGGCACGUCGGAGCAUCCGGGUGUCACUGGUCCGCCGUUGGGCAACUCCUUGUGGAAGCUGCCCGUGCGUCGCUUUCAUCCCGAAUACUUUGAGCUCAUCAAGCGUCCCAUAUCCAUGAGCCAAAUCCACACCAAGCUGAAGAAGGGCGACUAUGCCAACAUCAGCGAUCUCACCGGUGAUCUAUAUCUGAUGUUGGACAAUGCCAAGAAGGCAUUUCCCGCUACUCAUCGCACCCACAAGGAUGCACUGAAAAUGCUGAAACUCAUGAAUGCCAAGCUGGUGGAGGAGACGCUCGAGGAGACCAGCGACCUGGAUGAGGAUGAGGCGGAUGAAACGUUCACGACCAGCGUGCAGCCCGAGAAGCGUAAGCCGGGCAGACCACGAGUUAACUCCAACUCAAAUCCCAGCACAUCGCACGCCUCGAACAAUUCCAGUUCACCCAAAUCCAAUCGCAUUCCCAUCAAUGCGACCAUCAAGAAGAAAAUCCUCAGCAUACAAAAGUAUCUGGUCGACUAUACGGUGGAGUAUCGUCGUCUAAUCGAGAUGUUUAUGGAGAAACCGUCGCGUCGGGCGUAUCCGGAUUACUAUGAGAUCAUCCAGAAUCCCAUUGACAUGAAUACCAUUGAGCACAACAUACGAUCCGAUCGCUAUGCCACCGUGGAGGAUGUCGUGGCCGACUAUCGCCUCAUGUUCUCCAAUUGUCGACAGUACAACGAGGAUUGCUCCACCAUCUAUGAGGAUGCCAAUACCCUGGAACGUGCGCUAAAUGAGAAGCUUAAGGAGUUUCCCGGCCUGACGGAGGUCAAGAGACCGGUGCAAAAGUACAACAAGCUGGGACGCAAGCCAAAAGCUGCUGUCCUGGCGGAUCGGGAUCGCAUGUGGCAGUAUUAUGAGACACUGCGGGAUUACCAGGAGCCGAAGGGCAAACGGCAGCUAUCGCUGAUCUUUACCAAGUUGCCGUCAAAGAGCGACUAUCCGGAGUACUAUGACAUCAUUAAGGAUCCCAUGGACAUGGAGCGCAUUGCACAGAAGCUUAAGCAGGGCGCCUACGAGAGUGUCGACGACCUGGCAGCGGAUUUCCUGCUCAUGCUGGAGAAUGCCUGCAAAUACAAUGAGCCCGACUCGCAGAUCUACAAGGAUGCACUGGUGCUGCAGCAACUGACGCUCCAGCUGAAACAGCAGCUGCGCACCGAGCCCGACGUGCCACUGGCUGUCCAGGAGCUGUUCCUCACACUGUUCACCUCGCUGUACAACCAUCAGGACGAGGAGGGACGCUGUUACUCCGACUCAUUGGCCGAGCUGCCCGAGUACGAUGAGUUGGGCGAAGGCGCCAAGUUGCGUGGCAUAUCUUUGGAUCUGGUCAAGCGGCGACUCGACAAGGGCGCCUACAAGCGUCUCGAUGUCUAUCAGGAGGACAUAUUCGCCUGCAUGGAGCGGGCACGCAAAUUGUCGCGCACGGACUCGGACAUCUUUCAGGAUUCGAUUGAGCUGCAAACGUAUUUCAUACGCAAGCGGGAUGAGCUGUGCAAGGACACAUUGAGCUCGCCGGCGCUUAGUUUCACGCUGGACAAGCUGUUGUCGGACGUGGAAGUGACGCGGCAGCAGAAGCUGGCGCAGGAGGAGCAGGAUCAAGAGCAGGACAAGGACAAGGAUGAGUUCAAUGCCAGUGCCAAGGGCGAAAGCAUGACCAUCAAUCAGCAGGUGUAUUCCCCCGGUGAUUAUGUGUACGUCCAAAUGCCGGAGCACAAGAUACCCACCAUUGUAUGCAUUGAACGUCUCUGGACAACGCCCAGCAGCGAGAAGCUAAUGCAGGCCUCCAUCUUCCUGCGUCCCCAUGAAACGUAUCACGUCACGACACGAAAGUUUCUCGAGAAGGAGGUCUUCAAGAGCAGCAUUUCCCAGACGAUUUCCAUGGACAAGGUGCUGGGCAUGUGCUAUGUGAUGCACAUUAGGGACUACAUCAAGCUACGGCCGGAUGGGCUGCCGGAGAAGGAUGUGUUUGUCUGCGAGUCUCGCUACAAUGUGCAGGGACGUUGCUUCAAGAAGCUCAAGAACUGGUCCACAUCGCGCGACAGCAACAACAGCUCCGUGCGCUUUGUGCCGCGAGAGACGCCGCUGGAGCUGAAGCGUGUGAUGUCCGUCUUCAAGGAGCGCAUCGAGAAGCACAAGGGCGAGCUGGAGGAGCUCAAGCUGCAGGAGACGCUCGUCGAGAAGGAGAAGCCCAAUGUGAUCUGCGAUGCGCCACCAAACGCCGAGGACAACAGUGUCUACUAUCAGCAGUACAACACCAUCUGCAGCGGUGUCAUCAAGACCGGCGAUUUCGUCUACGUGGCCACACAGACGGGCAAACAAUCCGUGGCCCAGGUCCAGCAAAUCUGGGAGAUAAAUGGCAAAUCCUAUUUCAAGGGACCUUGGCUAUUGGCGCCCAGCGAGACUACGCCGGCAUUGGGCAAGCAAUUCUAUCGCCAGGAGCUGCUGCUGAGCACCGUUGAGGACAUCAGUCCCGUCAUUGGCAUCGUGGGUCGUUGCGCUGUCCUGGAGUACGCCGAGUUCAUCAACUCCCGGCCGACGGAGAUCGCCGAGAGCGAUGUGUACAUCUGUGAGUCCGUCUACGAUGAACUGAAGAAGGCACUGCGCAACCUGGUCGUUGGCAAUCUGCGCAAGUUCCAGCACAGCGCCGAGGUGACUGAGGAUGAGAUCUUUUAUUUCAAAUCUCCCAUCAAGCCGGCAAAGGACGCCAAAACGGAGCUCAACGAACUGGCCAUGCUGGAGGACUCCAUGGAUGGGGAUACGCCAUCGCUGAGCUCGGACAUUAUUGCCAUAUCGUCACCAGCGCCGUCCGUCAACUCCACACCGCUGACCUCGAAGGCAAAGACCAAAACGGCCAAGAAGAGCCUCACCGGCUACAUACUCUACUCCAGCGAUGUGCGCAAGGGUAUUAGUCAGAGCAAUCCCGAUGCCAGCUUUGGCGACAUCUCGCGCCUGGUGGGCAAUGAGUGGAAGAGUUUGCCCUCCAGUGUCAAGCAAAGCUGGGAGGAUCGUGCCAACAAGCUGAACGAGGAGGCUGCUGCACUGCGUCGUGAGAUUGACGAGGGUCAGAACUGUGCCAGUCCAUUGCCGGCAAUUGGCUCGGGAGGAAAUCAGGAGCCCGGUCCGGCUUUGACCUAUGAGUGCAUGUGGGACAAGUGUGACUUUCAGUUCGAGGAGUUGGCCGACUGCACGGAACACUGUCUGUCCGAUGCCACCGGGCACAUACAGCGCCAUCCACAGGCGGGUGUCGAGCUGGAGUACGUGUGCCUCUGGCGCAACUGUCCACGCAUACGCAAGACCACCCAGGCCUUUCCCAAUGUGCUGCGUCUCAUUAAGCAUGUGCGGGAGGUGCAUUUGAGCAAGUGCGGCAAGCCGUUGGCGCUUACGGAGCGCGGCAGGAACUUUACGCCACGCAAGCAAAAGCUGGUGGCUCAACAGGCGGUCAGUGUGGGCGUGGCCAUACCGUCCAGCAAUGCAAUCUCACCCCGUGCACCGGUUAACAUUGAGACAGCACAACAACAGCAGCAGCAGCAACAAUUGCAGCUGCAACAGCAACAGCUGCAGCAACAACAACAGCUGCAACAGACGAUUGUUAUGGGUCCGACUCCGGAUCCAAUGUUUGUAACGGUGCCGCCUCGUGCCAAUCGUGUCAUCCACUCCGAGGCGUACAUCAAGUACAUCGAGAGCCUGCAGACUGGCAGCCACCUGGCGGUCAACACUUGCAACAACAAUUGGCGUCGCUCGCUCACUCACGUCACUCCCCUGCAGGUGACCAAGACACAGCUGCCGGAGCACUGGCUCGGUCCCAAUCUCCGCGACCAGGAGAAUGUGGUGCAGGCUCUGUGCCACCUGCGCAACUUUAUGCUGGACGACGUGCUGCAAAUACAACACAGUUGCACCUAAUUCUUAUCACUAACUUAAAUCCAAAUCAUUACAAUCUCUAUGUCAAGAUUAAAGUCAAAUAAAACCAUUGAAAUAUAUACAUGUGAUUACAUGUAAAUACGUUUCCACCAUAUACAAAAAAU
Messenger RNA from Drosophila innubila, 5170 nucleotides. RefSeq names its product protein polybromo-1 (gene polybromo). The record is from RefSeq and is a predicted model, not a curated record. The transcript is spliced from 3 exons. Gene Ontology annotation, biological process: chromatin remodeling. Gene Ontology annotation, cellular component: RSC-type complex. Lineage: Eukaryota; Metazoa; Arthropoda; Insecta; Diptera; Drosophilidae. The coding region runs from base 75 to 5048 and encodes 1657 amino acids. Gene Ontology annotation, molecular function: protein binding; chromatin binding.